This is a messenger RNA of Durusdinium trenchii, 1985 nucleotides long. The record is from the annotation of a GenBank genome assembly. NCBI's taxonomy places the organism in Eukaryota, Dinophyceae, Suessiales, Symbiodiniaceae.
AGCACUGCAGCUGCGCCAAUGCUUCAAAAAAACUUUUCUCAUCUUUGUCAGCGACAUUCUGGACCACACUGCCUGCAGAUCGGUGACUCUCCUGGACAAGGCCAUUGCCUCCCGUUCUUCUACCAGAGAGCUGGAAGGCAUAGACCUUAUUAGUGACUGCGCCGGUCAUUUCAGAAGUUAUGAAACAAUGCACUGGGCGUUGGCGCGGCAGCUAAAAGAACGACAGAUUGAUGUGGCUUGGCACCUUGGGGUGGAAACACAUUUGAAACAUGAUUGCGACAGGCUGUUCGGAUGGUGGCGACAAGGACUGCGGUGUGUUUUGUUAAAUCAAAUGAGCAUCAUAGAGAGGUGGCUGAAUUGCAGCGCGUCAUGCAGCGACACUUUAAUGCCGCUCGGGAGCGUGACAAGACAUCUCCCUGUGUCAAAGUUUUGGUGGACAAUCCAGUGCCAGAGAAAGUUUUCAAACUUGAGUGCCCGCCAGAUUUCAGAAUCAGCAGAACUUAUUGUGUUUCGGCCAGGCCUAACAAAUACAGUGCCUGGGGUGUAUCAAUUUUCAACCACAUCUAUUCCAGUCGCCCCACAUGAACGCGAGUGCAUGUGGUUUCAGUUGCUGAGACUCCGGGGCCAAAAGCUUGGCGCAGAGGUUAUUAUGGCCAAGGUGCCGAGCAAUGGCGUACUGAUCCUGAACCCCUGCAAGUUGGACAGGACAGCCACCUGUCAAAGCGCAUGGAUGCUCAAAGUGUUCAUUUGCCAAAUCACCGGUCUCGAGUUCACGGCAGAUACGAUUUCCAAAAGGCCAUGGCAUCAGUGAAGAGAAGACAGCAAAGGCGCAGACGCCGCAAAGCAGAGAAUGAUGCCAGCUCUACUUCCUCAAGCUCAAGCACGGAUUCCACAGAUUCUUCUACGAGCUGAGUAGAAAGGGCACGGGAAUGGAGAACGAGGUCAGCCCGAACCAAACCCAAAAAAACGAUACAGGAAUGGAGAACGAGGUCACACGCCAAAAACGAUGCGAGGUUGGAGAACGAGGUAAGGUCCAUGUGAUAGUUUAACGGAAAUAAAUUCCAUCGCUCAUGUGACAACAGCAACAGCUUUGCUUCAGCAAGCAGCGAUCCUGCUUGAACAAGAUGACUAUGAUUAUCCAAACGGAAUCGGGGAAACCGCCUUGAUGACUGCAGCUGAGCAUGGCGACUUGGAAGUGGUGCGCUUGUUGCUCGAGGCUGGAGCUGACAAGAAUGCGGCAGGUGAAUUUUUUGGGGGAACCGCCUUGAGGGCUGCAGCUACGCGUGGCCACUUGGAAGUGGUGCGCUUGCUGCUCAGGGCCGGAGCUGACAAGAAUGCCGCAACCACUGAUAGGGAAAAAGCCUUGAUGGGUGCAGCUGAGCAUGGCCAUUUGGACGUGGUGCGCUUGUUGCUCGAGGCCGGCGCUGAUGGGGCAACCGCCUUGAUCAAUGCAGCUUUCAAUGGUCAGUUGGAAGCGGUGCGCUUGUUGCUAGAGGCUGGAGCUGCCAAGAAUGCCGCAAACACCAAUGGGGAAACAGCCUUGAUGGCUGCAGCUGAGCACGACCACUUGGAAGUGGUGCGCUUGUUGCUCAAGGCCGGAGCUGACAAGAAUGCCGCAACCACUGAUGGGGAAACAGCCUUGAUGCGCGCAGCUCACAAUGGCCACUUGGAAGUGGUGCGCUUGUUGCUAGAGGCUGGAGCUGGCAAGAAUGCCGCAAACACCAAUGGGGAAACAGCCUUGAUAGGCGCAGCUAAACAUGGCCACUUGAUAGUGGCGCGCUUGUUGCUCCAGGCCGGAGCUGACAAGAAUGCCGCAGCCACUGAUGGGGAAACAGCUCUUAUCUUGGCAGCCGCGGAAGAUGUAACAGUGUUCACUCUUGCAGAUCUGAAUGGCCCCUUGGAGACUGCACAAUUUCGGCAGUCCUAGUGCGCAACCACCAGGCCCAAAGUGGCCGCCUUCAGUCAGCGAGGGUGUUGGAGAAAAC